Etheostoma cragini (Arkansas darter) is the source of this 2046-nucleotide messenger RNA. RefSeq names its product serine hydroxymethyltransferase 1 (soluble) (gene shmt1). Gene Ontology annotation, molecular function: pyridoxal phosphate binding; glycine hydroxymethyltransferase activity; serine binding. Gene Ontology annotation, biological process: L-serine catabolic process; folic acid metabolic process; protein homotetramerization. The record is from RefSeq and is a predicted model, not a curated record. Lineage: Eukaryota; Metazoa; Chordata; Actinopteri; Perciformes; Percidae. Bases 127 to 1575 code for a protein of 482 amino acids. Gene Ontology annotation, cellular component: nucleus; cytoplasm; cytosol. The transcript has 12 exons.
UGUCUCGUGUAUCUGUAGCGGAGCGUUUUUAGCCCGUGGUCUGGUUUCAGUCCAGUUGGACUAGUGACAGCAGCGUGUCUCACAUCAACUGAUUUCCACUGUGAGUGACCAGAGAAACCGAAGAGCAUGUCUUUAACAAAUGGCCACACUGUGAGCAAAGAAACAUGGGUUUCGCACAACAAGAUGAUGCUGGAGCCUCUGUCAAUCAAUGACUCUGAGGUGUUCUCCAUCAUAAAAAAAGAGAAGCACAGGCAGACGUACGGUCUGGAGCUGAUAGCUUCUGAGAACUUUGCCAGCAGAGCUGUUCUUGAGGCUCUGGGUUCCUGCAUGAACAACAAGUACUCGGAGGGAUAUCCCGGCCAGAGGUACUAUGGUGGUACCGAGCAUGUUGAUGAGCUGGAGAGACUCUGCCAGAAGAGGGCGCUGGAGGCCUAUGGUCUGGACUCAGCAAAAUGGGGUGUCAACGCGCAGCCGUACUCGGGUUCACCCGCUAACUUUGCCGUCUACACGGCCAUUGUGGAGCCCCAUGGCAGGAUCAUGGGGCUGGACCUUCCUGAUGGAGGUCACCUGACACACGGCUUCAUGACUGAGAAGAAGAAAAUCUCAGCAACGUCCAUCUUCUUUGAGUCCAUGCCGUAUAAGGUGAAUCCAGAGACUGGCUACAUUGACUAUGACAGACUACAAGAAAACGCCCGGCUGUUCCACCCAAGACUCAUCAUUGCAGGAACAAGCUGCUAUUCCCGCAACCUUGACUACGGCCGCCUAAAGCAGAUCGCUAAUGAGAAUGGUGCGUAUCUGAUGGGAGACAUGGCUCACAUCAGUGGAUUGGUGGCUGCUGGAGUGGUGCCUUCACCCUUUGAGCACUGUGACAUUGUUACCACGACAACGCACAAGACGCUGCGUGGCUGCCGCGCCGGACUCAUCUUCUACAGGAAAGGCGUGCGGAGUGUGGAUGCCAAGGGGAAGGAGACUUUGUACAAUUUGGAGUCUUUGAUUAAUCAGGCUGUGUUUCCUGGGCUGCAAGGUGGACCACACAACCACGCUAUUGCAGGUGUUGCUGUAGCUCUCAAACAAGCCGUGACACCAGAGUUCAAGGCCUACCAGAUGCAGGUUCUUGCUAACUGCAAAGCUCUAUCCAGUAGCCUUAUUGACCACGGCUACAAGAUUGUAACUGGCGGCUCUGACAACCAUCUGAUCCUGCUGGACCUGCGCAGCAAAGGAACUGAUGGAGGACGGGCGGAGAAGGUUUUGGAAGCCUGUGCCAUUGCUUGUAAUAAGAACACCUGUCCAGGAGAUAAGAGUGCUCUGCGCCCUAGUGGUCUGAGGUUUGGCUCUCCAGCUCUGACCUCCAGAGGCUUGGUGGAGGAUGACUUCAAGAAGGUGGCUGAGUUCAUUCACAGCGGUAUUGAGCUGACCUUGCAGGUGCAGGGAAGCCUGGAUCCCAAGGCCAAUCUAAAGGAGUUCAUUCAGGCACUGGCCCAGGGAGAGAAGUUCCAGCAGCGGGUAGCAGAAAUCCGGGCAGAGGUGGAGGCUUUCGCUGGCCAAUUCCCCAUGCCCGGCCUACCUGAGCUGUAGAGGGCGACGGUUUAGACAAUGACCGAUGCUGGACUGAUGAUUAUAACAAACAAUAUAAUGCCAAAUCUUUGUGUGUGUAUAUUUGUUUUGAGUGUACACACCUGUUUAAUCUGUCACUACACAAAUCAAAACACUUCCUUAUGACUUCCCAGCAGUUCAGUUUCAGCUUGAAACAGAUUUGUCUUAAUAGAAAGAUAGAUUUGAAGACUUUGUCAUCCAGUUAUCCAGUGUUGUUACAGUACCUUUGUUGUAUGAGAUAGGGUUUUGGAUCUCUGUUAUGAUCACAUUUAAACUUUAAUCUAGUCAGAAAUCACCAUUUCGUUUGUAUUAAAUGUACAAUUCCAAAGUUUUCUUACAGACAGUACUGCAGAUUUAAACAUGAAGUGCACUGUGACUUUCAUACGUAAGCAUCUUAGAUCAAACUGUAUGCAGAAUUAAUACAACUGAAUUAAACAGCUACUGUGUUAUAUC